AAGUGGGGGUCGAGGGAUGGGCCCCCAGAUAUAUCAGUGUAUAGGGCCCCAGGAUUUCUGUUGCCGCCCUUGAGUGUACGUGUUGUCUGUAGCACCAGCAGCAACAGCCAUACGGUGUGUACAUCGUCUACGUAACAUGGGACCCUCUGACUGAGAUGUGGGGAGGGCGCAGCAGCAGCAGCCGCGAAGAGAGUAAGCGCUGAUUAGAAAUGCUGGGCCCACCCCUAGAAGGCAUUAGUCGGUGUGGAACAUUCAUGGCAGCCUGUUCGGCUGUUCCAGCUGUGCUUCGAGGGAAUAGCAGAGGACAUGAGCCGGGGCUCCCGGUGCUGCUGCGGGUGAUCCUCGGGCGCCGCCAGUCUCCGGGAGACAGUGGGGGAGAAGCAGCUGCAUCCUGCGGGGAACUAGAUCUUUGAAGAUGUAAGAAGUUUUGGAAUAUUCUUCUGCUGACAAUUGAGAAUGAAAUUUGUUCAAAUGUCUGACCUAUGGAAUCCAGACAGUAAAUGACAAUGCAGAAAGGAUUCUAUAUGCUUUCCCUGUAACAAUGGGCUGCAACACCACGGAUCUUGACAGCUGCACUUUUUCCAAUCUAAAUGUGACUACAGUGAGCCCAGAUUCCAAGUUUGCUGCAUUCCCCACCCCUCUCAGGAUAUUAUUGGCAAUAAUAAUGGUACUGAUGAUUGCAAUUGCUUUCUUGGGCAAUGCCAUUGUUUGCCUUAUUGUAUAUCAAAAACCAGCCAUGCGUUCAGCAAUCAACCUCCUUCUUGCAACGCUGGCAUUCUCUGACAUUAUGCUGUCUCUCUUCUGCAUGCCUUUCACUGCAGUUACAAUUAUCACUGGGAGCUGGCACUUCGGCACUCAGUUUUGCCAAAUAUCAGCCAUGCUCUACUGGUUCUUUGUAUUAGAAGGAGUUGCCAUAUUACUUAUAAUCAGUGUGGAUCGUUUUCUGAUAAUUGUACAGAGACAGGAUAAGCUAAACCCACACCGUGCCAAGAUCAUGAUUGCGACAUCUUGGGUGUUGUCUUUUUGCAUCUCUUUUCCAUCUGUUGUCGGCUGGACGUUGGUGGAAGUUCCAACACGUGCACCUCAAUGCGUUUUAGGAUAUACAGAAUUCUCAGCUGAUAGGGCAUAUGCCGUAAUGCUUGUCAUAGCAGUGUUCUUCAUCCCUUUUAGCGUAAUGCUCUACUCUUAUCUAUGCAUCUUGAACACAGUCAGACGAAAUGCUGUUCGCAUUCACAACCAUGCAGAGAGUCUGUGUCUGAGCCAAGUAAGCAAGUUAGGGUUGGUGGGACUGCAGAGGCCUCAUCAGAUGAAUGUGGACAUGAGUUUCAAGACCAGGGCCUUCACUACAAUAUUAAUUCUCUUUAUUGGAUUCUCCCUUUGUUGGCUUCCACAUUCUGUAUUCAGUUUGCUGUCAGUAUUUAGUAGGACUUUCUACUAUAGUUCCUCAUUUUAUGUUAUCAGUACUUGUAUCUUGUGGCUCAGUUAUCUUAAGUCUGUAUUCAACCCAGUCAUAUACUGUUGGAGGAUCAAGAAGUUCCGUGAGGCCUGCAUGGAGUUCAUGCCCAAAACCUUUAAGAUUCUUCCUCAAGUUCCAGGGAGGAAAAGGAGAAGAAUACGUCCCAGCACCAUCUAUGUUUGUAGUGAGCACCAGUCAGCUGUUUAGAAAACUGUUUCAGGGAUAUUUAUUAAACAAGCACAGAAUACUUGGUUUACAUUCUUAGCUGCCUGAUACAUUGUAUUAUGUAUUUAUUGUUCAAAAGUAUCUAUAUUGAUCCAUAAUGCGGACUAUUUAUCAAAAACAAAGUGUGCUCAGUUAUUUCCCGACCUUCAUAAUGAAGAGUUGUCUUUUCCGUGAACCCUGUGUCGGACUGCUAAGGUUUCAUAAAUGGUCCGCAUAAUUUUUUACAGAUGGCAAGGAAGAAGGAAAGAAAUUAAAUUUGCACUGAAUUAUUGUACAUAUACAGUACAUUAAAAGGUAAAAGGUUAUCCCUUUGAGCAAUAGUAGAAGAUAAUGCCAGACAAUUGCAAUAAUCACAAAAAUAAAUGUAGAAUUUACAUAUGUUGAA
Molecule: messenger RNA, 2066 nt
Organism: Pseudophryne corroboree (corroboree frog)
Lineage: Eukaryota; Metazoa; Chordata; Amphibia; Anura; Myobatrachidae
Gene: GPR45
Product: G protein-coupled receptor 45
Exons: 2
Coding region: 542-1663 (373 amino acids)
Biological process (GO): G protein-coupled receptor signaling pathway
Cellular component (GO): membrane
Molecular function (GO): G protein-coupled receptor activity
Source: RefSeq, a predicted model, not a curated record